CUGAGCCCGAAACGACAGAAAAUCAUGUUAUUGUCACGUGAUCGUCAUGGCUCUGUACUAUUUCCUAUAUAGAGAUGCACGAUGUCGAACUGGAUUUGAAAUGAUGUAAGAAUGAGUGUUUGGAAACGUUUACAGAGAGUUGGGAAGGAUGCCUCCAAAUUCCAGUUUACUGCCUCCUACCAGGAACUUGAGGUCGAAUGUACCAAGAAAUGGCAACCUGAUAAAGUGUGUAUUGUAUGGACCAGAAGAAACAGGCGGAGAUCCACAAGGCUUCACACCUGGGAACCGACCAUACGGAAUCCGUACAAAGGUUUGGUCACGUGGACUGUUCCCGAGAACGUGGAGAUCCAGGUGACCUUGUUCCGAGAUAAUCAGCAUGUGGAGUAUGAAGAUAAAGAGUGGAUCUUCCAGAUUGAAGAUCAAUCUCGUAGUGGAAGGAGAAAGAUCCUGGCCACUGCACCAAUUAACAUAAAGGAGUUCUCCUCCUCUGUGCCUACCCAGCACACCAUGAAGCUGACACUGAAACCUACAACAAAGAAGAUUGUCAGUGCCUCCAUACAGUUUACGUUGUCUUGUUUGUUCCUCAGGGAGGGAAAGGCCACGGAUGAAGACAUGCAAUCUGUGGCCAGUCUCAUGAGUAUUGGCAAGACAGACAUUGGGAUUAUGGAGGAUGUGGAGGAGGAGUCCAGCAAGGAAUUCUCAACACAACUUUCUGAGAUCACCUCAGAACUCUCCAAACUUGAGUGUUCUAAUGAUGGUAAUCCGUUUGGAAAUCCUUUUGAUGAUGACCUUGACCUGGAAUGUGAUGGCUUCUUUGAGCCUGUGAUAAAGCAGAAACCAGCUCCUCUAAACCCCUUUGAUGAAAGUGAGGAGGAAGAUGUUAAUGCCACUAACCCUUUCUUUGAGAGCUCUGCUUCUAGUGACUCGAAGAAUGCUCUAAACACUAGUCAGUCCUUUAAUCCCUUUGAUUCUACAGACACUGUAGAAUCGGAGAAAAAAAGCAAUACUCUUCCCGUCAAAAAACGACGAGCCCCUCCCCCUCCAUCUGUGAGAGCUAAAAGUGAUAUUUCUAACACAGAGAGACCUUUAUACACAGGCACACCCCCCUCGUCUCCGGAGCAAGAAAGGAAGAGCACAGAAAGGGCAAUAACUCCGCCUCCAGAGUCCCUGGAUACCUCUGCCAGUUCCUCCCUCACAGCCAGUCCCUCUAAACAGUUGUCUCCACAGCACAAUACAAGUGAUAUGAAAAGUGACCGAAAAGUGUUAGAGCCUCUGGACAUCAACCAGAUGGAGUCCCCAACACAUGGAACAAAUUCAACCAAAAGUCUACUAGAGUGGUGCAAAGAGGUCACCACAGGUUACAAAGGGGUCAAGGUUACAAACUUGACAACAUCCUGGAGAAAUGGGAUGGCUUUCUGUGCCAUAAUACAUCACUUCAAGCCAGAGCUGAUAGACUUCAAGUCACUAGCUCCACAUGAUAUAAAAGGGAACAACAGAAUUGCAUUUGAUGCAGCGGCAGCAUGUGGCAUCCCCAGGCUGAUAGAGCCAUCGGACAUGGUUUUGUUGGCGGUCCCAGACAAAUUGUCUGUGAUGACUUAUCUGCACCAGCUGAGAGCAUACUUUACUGGACAGCUCCUGGAGGUUCAACAGAUAGGAACAAACACAAGAGAGAGUAUGUACACCAUUGGAGAUUUAGAUGCCAAUACUCAGAGUGAAAUCACUAGGGAAAUGUAUGGAAAGAGUUUAGUCAAAGACAAAAAGAAGAAAAACAGUAAAGAAAACAGCCCUGUCAAACAGGAUAGCAAGGGAAAUAGUCCCACUGGCUCAUGCAGUAAAGAAAACAGUCCAAGUGACAUCCCGUGUGCCUCAACAGAAUUACAAAGAAACAAAAGUAAAGAAAAUAGUCCCAAGAAAACACUAGACUUAGCACAUAUUGCCAAAGAUAGUUCUGUGAUAGAUAAAUCUGUGAAAUCUCCCAGUGAGGUGGACUCUCCUCCUGCAGAAGAGGAUCUGGAGGAGGAUUCAAUCGUGUGGCUACCUCAGGGAGGUAGUAAAGCCUCCUCACCACUGAGGGAUCUGGGAUCUCCUCAACUCAGUAACAGAGGGUCUACAGGCAGUCCUGCCUCCUCCCGGGCUGGAACACCUGUGUCUGAGGGCAGUGGACAGUCAUCGCGAGCCUCCACACCAUCCAGUCUUUCCUCCAGCACUGUUUCCCCUAAAAGAGGAUCGAGCGGAGCGAAAAGAAUUAAUAUUAGUGAUAUAGACUCCAUAUUAAAGCCCAAAGAAGAGCUGAGGAAGUCUCGACAAGAAGAAUUGAAGGAACGAGCAAAGUUUCUGUUGGAUCAAGCCAGAAAAGAAGCUGGCAUUGGUGAAACUCCAAGUUCUCCAGCGAAGGAGGUAGAAAAAGAGGAUUCUGUGGAAGCAGACGGCAAACAGAAGAGGUUAAAGGAGCGAGCUCGUCAGCUGAUUGAGGAAGCUCGGGCUGGAAUCGGUCAACCGGAGAUGAUCCUACCAAAGAGACCAAGUAAAGAUCUCACAUCAGAAGAGGCAACUUGUAACUCAACACUACGAAUGCGAAGGAUAGUUCGCACUCCGGGUCUCUUUAUCAUUAAGAGUGAGCCUUUAUCGCACAUUAAUGGAGAAGCAAAGAAGCCCGAGCUGAAGUUGAAGAAGAUCAGCCUAAAGCAGCCAAAUUUAACCUCAUCACUAACAACAACAACCAAGGGUGAUGAGACAGGAGAGGAAAGUACAGAGAACAAGGUGGUCCAAUCUCCAUCUGAUUUCUCCCUGACAGAGAGCAGCGAGGGGUCCAGGGAGGAGGAUGAUAUGAGUUCUACAGAAGAUUCAUUGGAAUUUGAUGACCACAUGGAGAAGAAGAAGGAUGAGCAUCUUCAAGACACAAAUCAAUAUGUUCACAAUGAAAUGGAAGCUUUAGAAAGAGAGCAGACACAAAUAGACAAACAGGCAGGGGAACUUGAGGCCAAGCUUCGAAGGGUAAUGGGAAAAGCAAAGUACAAGAGGUUGGAGGAGAAGUUAAUGCAGGAGUGGUUUCUGUUGGUUAACAAAAGGAAUGCUUUGAUCAGAAGACAGAUGCAACUCAACAUACUGGAGAAAGAGGAUGACCUGGAGAAGAGGUUUGAAUUGUUGAAUAGGGAAUUACGAGCAAUGAUGUCCAUUGAAGACUGGCAAAAAACUGAGGCCCAGAAACACCGAGAGAAACUCCUCCUGGAAGAGCUGGUAGACAUCGUAAACAAGAGGGAUGAAAUGGUGCAGCACCUGGACUCCCAGGAGAGAGCCAUUGAAGAGGAUGAACAUUUGGAUAGAAGGAUAACCCAGGCAGUUUUCCCUAUCCACGUUGGUAUAGCAUACAAAAGCCUGGUUUUUAGAUUGUUACUCUGCUGUGGUUCCCUCUCCCGAGCGGCCCAUCAAGAGUUGACAGGUUUUUGUGAAGUUAUUAAAAUACAGAAUAAAUAAACCUGUAGGAACUCCCGGGAAAUGGGUCCGCUUUCUUUUGCGGAUGAGCAGAGCGGUGCGGGUGGAGCACUGGUAUACACAAACUGUCAACUAGACUGAGUUUGCUAACAUUCCGGGUGUGCAUCGCUAGUCCUCAUCUUCAAUGGACCACACAAGAGCCUCUAGUCAUGAUUGAUGGUUCAAAAACACUGAACUAUAGUGGGCACAAGUGGCCGUGUAAAAAAUAUUGGCCUUUUGAUGUCCAAUUUGCCGACGGGUAAAUUUUGUCCGUUUGUUGCUGAUGUGAGGUAUCGUGUCGAGCUACUGGGUGGAUGUCUGAUAAUGAAUUCUUGGGAACAAUGUACUGCUUGUUAGCAAACGUACAACAAUGUUUAAAUACUUAUUGGUCUCUCUGUGAAGGAUUGGACGACAUGAAAAGUCUGAACUGUGGUUUCUGAGAACAAUGACAUUUUCUCAUAAUAAAAUACGGUUUUGCUCAAAAA
Molecule: messenger RNA, 3956 nt
Organism: Ostrea edulis (European flat oyster)
Lineage: Eukaryota; Metazoa; Mollusca; Bivalvia; Ostreida; Ostreidae
Product: EH domain-binding protein 1-like
Exons: 25
Coding region: 112-3474 (1120 amino acids)
Molecular function (GO): protein binding
Source: RefSeq, a predicted model, not a curated record